GGCCGCCUGGCGCGCUCACCUCCUCGCUUCACCGCGGAGCUGAGUUAGGCGGAGACCCGGGAAGGCAGGCCGGCCCUUUUCAAGCCAAGAUGGUGAAAAUCGGAGUGAACGGAUUUGGCCGUAUUGGCCGUCUGGUUACGAGAGCUGCAUUUAUCUCUGGAAAAGUUGAGGUUGUGGCGAUCAAUGACCCCUUCAUUGACCUCAACUACAUGGUCUACAUGUUCAAGUAUGACUCCACUCACGGCCGUUUCCAUGGCACUAUCAAGGCUGAGAAUGGAAAACUUGUGAUCAAUGGGCAUGCCGUCACAAUCUUUCAAGAGCGUGACCCUGCUAACAUCAAAUGGGGCGAGGCUGGUGCAGAGUAUGUUGUGGAGUCCACCGGAGUUUUCACCACCACAGAGAAGGCCAGUGCUCACUUGAAGGGCGGUGCCAAGCGUGUUAUCAUCUCUGCCCCAUCUGCAGAUGCUCCCAUGUUUGUGAUGGGUGUCAAUCAUGAGAAAUAUGACAAUUCUCUGAAAAUUGUCAGCAAUGCCUCCUGCACCACCAACUGCUUGGCUCCCUUGGCAAAAGUCAUCAACGACAACUAUGGCAUUGUGGAAGGCCUUAUGACCACCGUCCACGCCAUCACUGCCACACAGAAGACUGUGGACGGUCCCUCUGGAAAGCUGUGGAGAGACGGCAGGGGGGCAUCUCAGAACAUCAUCCCGGCAUCCACAGGUGCAGCUAAGGCCGUGGGCAAGGUGAUCCCUGAGCUGAACGGGAAACUCACAGGGAUGGCUUUCCGUGUUCCAACGCCAAACGUUUCUGUUGUGGACUUAACAUGCCGCUUAGCGAAACCAGCCAAGUAUGAUGACAUCAAGAAGGCUGUUAAGGCAGCAUCUGAAGGCCCAAUGAAGGGUAUUCUGGGAUAUACUGAGGACCAGGUGGUCUCCUGUGACUUCAAUGGCGAUUCCCAUUCCUCCAUCUUUGAUGCUGCUGCUGGCAUUGCCCUCAAUGAUAACUUUGUCAAGCUGGUCUCCUGGUAUGACAAUGAGUACGGAUACAGCAACCGUGUGGUCGACUUGGUAGUUCAUAUGGCAUCGAAGGAGUGAAGACAGACCAGCUGCAACCUGCCUGGAGGGGGGGCCGCAUCUCCAGAGGCCCCCCUUCGCCAUUGCCCCCUGGUACCUUCUUACGACUCAGCUCUAUAGCCUAGCCUGCGGUUAGAGGCCUCCUCUGUUCCAUCUGCCUCUGAGGAAGUGGAGAGGCUGGACGAAACGUGACUGUUUCCGUAACACCUCCUCCCCUCUCAAUAAAGCCAUCACUGUCUCAAGAA
Eublepharis macularius is the source of this 1315-nucleotide messenger RNA. RefSeq names its product glyceraldehyde-3-phosphate dehydrogenase (gene GAPDH). The record is from RefSeq and is a predicted model, not a curated record. Lineage: Eukaryota; Metazoa; Chordata; Lepidosauria; Squamata; Eublepharidae. The coding region runs from base 90 to 1091 and encodes 333 amino acids. The transcript has 12 exons. Gene Ontology annotation, molecular function: NAD binding; oxidoreductase activity, acting on the aldehyde or oxo group of donors, NAD or NADP as acceptor; NADP binding. Gene Ontology annotation, biological process: glucose metabolic process.